Molecule: messenger RNA, 1863 nt
Organism: Syzygium oleosum
Lineage: Eukaryota; Viridiplantae; Streptophyta; Magnoliopsida; Myrtales; Myrtaceae
Exons: 1
Coding region: 1-1863 (620 amino acids)
Molecular function (GO): nucleic acid binding; zinc ion binding
Source: RefSeq, a predicted model, not a curated record
AUGAGUGCUCAGGACCUGGCCACGACCUCGAAGGGGAAAUCGAAGCAGGACCCCCGAAUAGACGGAAUUCUGCAAGCUCUCACGACUAUUGGAGACUUGAUGGGACAGCAGGUUCAACAACGACUGCCUAAUGCUGAAAAUGUGGUAGGAAAUGGGAAUGGAAACGGUGAUCGUGGGAUGAAUGGAUUAGUUGAACAAUUCUUGAAACUCCGACCCCCGAAGUUCAGCGGAACUGGAGAUCCUGAAGAGGCGGAGUCAUGGAUUGAUGAACUGCAAAAGAUAUUCGAACUCUUGAGAUGCUCUGAGGAGGAAAAAGUGAACUUGGCGCUAUUUCAGUUACAAGGUAACGCUAGCCAUUGGUGGAAGGCAAUGAAGGAAACGGUGUUCUCGGAAAACACUGCUGUGACGUGGAAUGCCUUUGUUGAAACGUUCAAUGGAAAAUACUUCUCCGAGUGCGCACGUGACAAAAAGAUGCAGGAAUUUCUACAACUUCGGCAGAACAAUCUCACAGUGGACCAAUAUGAGGCGAAGUUCGCCCAAUUAUCGAGGUAUGCCCCUAGACUUAUUGAAGAUCCAGUGCACAAGGCAAAACGAUUCCGUGAUGGUCUCAAACCUGACAUCCGAAGUCAGUUGGUACCAUUAAAUCUGAAGAAUUACAAUGAGAUAUAUGAACGAGCCCAACUGAUCGAGAAGGAUUUGCUAGAAAGGGCGACUCUAGCGAGGCCCUACUAUUCUAACCUUCGGAUGAAUCAGCGUCAAGGCAAAAUACCAAUGCCAAGGGGAAAACGUCCUUUCAUUCCCAAUAAGAAGCAGAAUUUCCUGAAGGUAAAUUUUGGAAAUGCUUGUUCUAUUUGUGGAAGACGACAUGGUGACGCUCCGUGCCCAAUUCGCACGGGAGCAUGCUUCGGGUGUGGUCAGCAAGGCCACAUGGUAAGAGACUGUCCAUACAAGCGACAAGGAAUACAGCCACAGCAAGGGCCAGCGAGAUUAUCAAAUGGAGUUCAAUCUCGGAAUAAUACCGGCGAUCGUCCCUCAGCCCAAGGACGAGUAUAUGCACUUACCCAAGAAGAUGCAGAGAACUCCGACACGAUUAUCACAGGUACGGUCUCUCUCGACAACCGUACUGCAUAUGCAUUAUUUAAUACGGGAGCUACCUAUUCAUUUGUAUCCAAGCAAUUUGUACGAUUGGCAAAAUUAGAAACCGAACCUUUAGAAAAUGUCCUUAAUGUUUCCACCCCAAUGAAAGACGAACUCCAGACCACUCUAGAAUGCCAAGGGUGUAAACUCAUUAUAGGUGGAUUGGAAGGAACCAUAGACCUAGCUGUACUUGCCAUGUAUGAUUUUGAUAUUAUCAUAGGCAUGGAUUGGCUUAGUAAACAACGGGCCAAUAUAGAUUGCUAUAGCAAGGUGAUUCAGUUUAAUUCGCCUAAUCGUCCAUGUUCUACAUUUAUGGGAAAUGGAGGAGGGUCUUCCACUCCUCUAAUCUCGGCAUUAGAAGCAUUCCGGCUCUUAGAGAAAGGCUGUCAAGGGUACCUAGCAACAGUAGAAAAUAAGUCAAGAGAGGAAGGGCCAAAGUUAGAAGACAUUCUGGUAGUAAAUGAAUUUUCCGAUGUCUUUCCAAACGAAUUACCAGGGUUACCUCUAGAACGGGAAAUAGAAUUUGCUAUUGAAGUAGCCCCUGGGACGGAGCCUAUUUCCAAAGCUCCUUAUAGGAUGGCUUUGACUGAAUUGAAGGAGUUGAAAGUACAACUUCAAGAGUUACUUGAUAAUGGGUUUAUUCAUCCAAGUGCAUCACCAUGGGGUGCACCAAUAUUGUUCGUAAAGAAGAAAGACAGAUCAUUGGAGCUUUGUAUCGACUAUUGA